Molecule: messenger RNA, 1299 nt
Organism: Acanthoscelides obtectus
Lineage: Eukaryota; Metazoa; Arthropoda; Insecta; Coleoptera; Chrysomelidae
Source: the annotation of a GenBank genome assembly
AUGCAAAGAACACUGAAAAAAGGAAUGAAUGCUCCAACACCUGACAAAAGAGGUCAACACAAAAACAGACCUCAUAAAAUUAAAGAGGAUGUCAUUGCGUGCAUUAUGGAUCAUAUCCAAAAAUUCCCCUCAGAAGAGUCACAUUACUCACAUAAUAAAAACUGUCAUAAAAAAUAUUUGUCACCUAUCCUUAAUAUGGCUACAAUGUAUAAGUUGUACAUCGAAGACUGUGAAAACAGAAAACUGGAUGAUUCUUUCAAAGUGACACUUUCUUCCUAUGCUAAAAUAUUUUGUACAAAGUUCAAUUUAUCUUUUGGCCACCCUAGAAGUGACACGUGUAGUGUUUGUGAUUCAGGGCAAAACACAGAUCUGCAUACAGAAAACUUUAAAGCUGCAUUUGAAUCACAGAGACGUGAUAGAGAAAGACCAUCAAUGGAAGAAGAUACCUGCUAUAUAACUAUGGAUAUGCAACAAACGAUGCCACUACCAAAAUUAUCUACCAGUAAAGCUUUUUACCUUCGCCAAAUGUGGUACUAUAAUUUUGGUAUCCAUUGUGUAACUGCUAGUGGAUCAAAACCUUUUUUUUUCAAUUGGACCGAAGAUGUAGCAAAACGAGGAAGUAUUGAGAUAGCUAGUUGUUUACUCCGAUUUUGUCAGCAGCUCAAAGAAUCUCACAAAAAUAUUAAUCAUCUAAUCAUUUGGUCUGACUCUUGUGCAGGCCAAAAUAAAAAAUUCAGUAUUACCAGUCUCUAUCAAUUUUUAAUUUUAAAUGGAACAUUGAAAGUCAUCGAUCAUAAGUUUCCAGAAGUUGGACACAGCUACCUAGACUCAGACAGAAAUUUUGGCAGAAUAGAAAAAAAACUUAGAAAGGUUGAGAAUAUCUAUGUACCCGAACAAUACCGUGAGCUAAUUAAAUCUGCAAGUACGAAAAACUGUGCUACCCUCGAUAUGGAAAAUUACUUCUAUGACUUUAACGAACUCUCAGGGAAGUGGCAUAUUUGGAAUAAAAAGACUAAUGAUAUGGGACAAAAAAUCUGUUUCAGAGAUAGUGUCAAAUGGAUUAGAGUUGAUGAGUUCGGCAGCUACUUUUAUAAAGAAAAUCUGGAUGAAUAUUCACCUUUUCAUAAAGUAAAUCUAUUUAAAAAAGGAAGUAGGGUGAUACGUAAGGAGGACAAUAUUACACUACGCAGAAUCACAGAGAAAAAAGGUGGACUUACUGCAGAAAAGUUGAGCAACUUGCGUGAACAGUUAAAGUUUGUCAAGAACGAGUAUAAAUGGUUCUAUGAAAAAUUUUUUUAA